CUAAUUUCAAGAUGUCGGCCUCCAGUGAAGGAUUUGGUGAAGUUUUGUAUAGGGCUGGAGAGGACAACUCCGAAGAURUAUGGGACGAUACAGCAUUGAUUGAAGCCUAUGAUAGAGCAGUAAAUAUAGUUAAGAAUGGCAAGUGGAACAGCAGUGGUAAAGGCAAAGRAGGUGGAAAAACAAGAAAGCAGCAGAAUGCAAAGAGAAAAGAAAAACAAAAAUCUAACCAAAUAGACAUGAUAGAUCAGUGGCAAGUUGGAGACUGCUGCUGUGCUGUGUUUUCUGAGGACAGAGAGAUUUAUGAAGCAACAAUAAUAUCAAUAGACAGAGAGAACAAAACUUGCAUUGUUCAAUAUGAUGAAUAUGGCAAUGAAGAAGAACAAAAUCUAAAGGACUUGAUKGAGUCAAAGAAAAGUGAAAAACUACCUGAUAAAGGUUAUUAUACAGUUGACUCCCCUUAUCGUGCUCAAGAACCAUCCAGAGACAYACCUACAGAUUCCUUCAUCCAAAUACCUACAUUUACUGACAGUUACUGGAAAGUCAGUGACAUUUGCCUGGCACCAGAAUACCCAAGUGGUCACUGGCACGAAGCUGUCAUCAACUCAUUUYCAACACAAUACACUUGUCAGGUUACUUUUAUCAGAUCAAAGAGAAGUCAAGAAGUGGCCAGAUCUCAGUUAUGUCACAAUAGAGAUAGCCAACAUCAUCCCCAUGGAUACCAACACCAAGCUUUUAGACCUCCAGGACCCUGGCCACCACCUCCCUAUGGGAUGAAUUUCCCAUUUCAAAAUCCCUAUUUCCCACCUUUUCCACCUCCCACUGGGAUGAUGCCCAUGUUUGGACAUACAAGUACGAAUUCUCAUCUUCCAAUGCCACCAAUUCCACCUCCCCCGCCCCAACCACCAACAUCUUCUAACAGUGAGGACAAUGAGGCUCUUGCUAGUAUGCUGAUGUCGUGGUAUUUAAGUGGCUAUUAUACAGGAUACUAUCAGGGUACACAAAGACAACAUAUAUCGCAUAAUGACAGGACCAGUCAGACCACGCAGCCUGAUACUACAAAUACAUGUAUUUCAAAGAAUACUCCACAACCAAGUACACCAGCUGACAUGACCUGAUGAUAAGGAAGCUCUGUACUAUGCAUAGAGUAAANCAACUCCCAAAAUCUUUGAAAUAGAAACAUAGUCAACUCCCAAAAUCUUUGAAAUAGAAACAUAGUCAACU
This is a messenger RNA of Exaiptasia diaphana, 1221 nucleotides long. RefSeq names its product survival motor neuron protein. NCBI's taxonomy places the organism in Eukaryota, Metazoa, Cnidaria, Anthozoa, Actiniaria, Aiptasiidae. Gene Ontology annotation, molecular function: RNA binding. Gene Ontology annotation, biological process: mRNA processing. Gene Ontology annotation, cellular component: nucleus; cytoplasm. The transcript has 10 exons. The record is from RefSeq and is a predicted model, not a curated record. The coding region runs from base 12 to 1115 and encodes 367 amino acids.